Messenger RNA from Lolium rigidum, 2916 nucleotides. Its product is annotated as disease resistance protein RGA5-like. The transcript has 3 exons. Gene Ontology annotation, biological process: defense response to other organism. Lineage: Eukaryota; Viridiplantae; Streptophyta; Magnoliopsida; Poales; Poaceae. The record is from RefSeq and is a predicted model, not a curated record. Bases 1 to 2916 code for a protein of 971 amino acids. Gene Ontology annotation, molecular function: ADP binding.
AUGGAAGCUGUUCUCGUGGGCGUUGCCACGGGGGUGAUGAAGCCUCUCCUCUCCAAGCUCUCCACGCUGCUGGAGGAAGAGUACGCCAAGCUCAAAGGUGUGCGCCGUAACACCAGAUUCAUACGAGAAGAGAUGACCACCAUGAGUGCUACUCUCCAGAUGCUUGCAGAUGAACCAGAGCUCAAUCCUCAGAUGAAAGAAUGGAGGGACAAUGUUCGUGAGCUGUCCUACGACAUGGAAGAUUGUGUUGAUGAUUUCAUGGCUCGAGUUGACCGUAAGCCCGAUGGAUCUUCGGGUCUCAGGACUGUCUUUGACUGGGUCAAGAAUCUCAAACCUCGCCAUGAGAUCGCCGGCGAGAUCGAACAACUCAAGAUCCGUGCAAUUGAAGCAAGCAAGAGGAGAAAAAGGUAUGAAUUUAAGCAACUGCCGACGACCCACUCUAGCUCUUCUGCAAUUGAUCCAAGGCUGGAAGCGCUUUAUGUGGAGACCGACAAACUAGUAGGUAUCGAAGGUCCUAAGAAGGAUAUCGUUGAGUGGCUUAAGAAGAAAAGUUCUUCCACAGAGGUUCAAGUGGUGUCAAUUGUUGGUCCCGGUGGUCUUGGCAAGACCACUCUUGCAAACCAAAUCUUCGCUACCAUGAAAGACAGAAGAAAACAGCACUUUUCAUGUGCAGCUUUCAUUUCGGUUUCUCAAAAGCGCGAUAUGAAAGAUGUUCUAAGAGAAAUUGCUGACAGGGUGGGGAUCACUCACAACACAUCAAAUGAUACUGCAAAAACACUCACUGAUAGACUCCAAGAACACCUCCAAUACCACAGGUAUUUCAUUGUAAUCGAUGACAUAUGGGACACAAAAGAUUGGAAUACAAUCUGGUCUGCAUUGAAGAAUAAUAAUUAUGGGAGCAGAAUUAUCACCACAACACGUAAGAAAGAAGUAGCAUCACAUUCUUCUUCUCGGGGCGGUUAUUUUUAUGAAAUGGGAUACCUUGGAAUUGCAGACUCCAAACGGUUGUUUUUUGAAAGAGCAUUCGGUUCUCAGGAUUUAUGCAAUCCAGGAUAUCCUCACCUAGAAGAGAUAUCCAAUGAUAUAUUGGAAAAAUGUGCUGGUCUACCACUCGCUAUUAUUACCAUGUCAAGUUUGCUGGCCAAUCAAAAUGCAGAAAAGGAAUGGAACAGGGUGCUAGCUGCUAUUGGUACUGCACUUGCAAAUCAUCCUAAGGCUGGGGACAUGAAAUUGAUAUUAGAUUUGAGUUACUUUGAUCUUCCUCACUAUUUGAGAACUUGUCUGUUGUACCUGAGUCUAUUUCCUGAAGACCAUAUAAUUGACACAAAAUGUUUGAUCAGUAGAUGGAUUGCCGAAGGAUUCAUUCCCAAAGAGCAAGGCCAAAGCUUAUAUGAAGUGGGCGAGGGUUAUUUUAAUGAGCUCGUCAAUAGAAGCUUGAUACAGCCGGUUGAUGUAAAGUAUGGCCAGGUGAUGGCCUGCCGGGUCCAUGAUAUUGUUCUUGAUUUCAUCACUUGCAAGGCUAUUGAAGAGAAUUUCGCCACUCCAUCAUAUGAUGUAGGUGCUUCAAUUGUUAGUGUUCGCAGGCUUUGUGUCAGGAAUCGCAGGAGCGAAAAGUGUACCAUACCAACAACCCAUCAAUUCUCUCAUGUUAGAUCACUGUCUGUAUUUGGGAGUUUCGUAGAAAAUUCUCUGUCGGAUUUCCCAGCUCUUCGUGUGUUGGACCUAGGAGCCUGCCCAGAUUUGGAAAAUUACCAUCUUGCAAAUAUCGAGAAGUUGUUUCUUCUCAAGUACUUGCGCCUCAGUUCAUCCAGAAUAACUGAACUCCCGAGAGAAAUUGGAGAACUUCAGUACUUGGAAACACUGGACAUACAAGGUACCAGAAUAAUGCUACUGCCAUCAACUAUUGCACGGCUUCAGCAAUUGGCCCGUCUAUACAUUCCUCAAGAUGCUAUAUUCCCAGUUGAAAUAGUGGGGCAGCUCCUGAGCUUAGAAGAUCUAUAUUAUCUUAAGGUCAACUCAUCUGAAGAAUGGAAGUAUCUACAAGAAAUCGUUCAGCUGACCAAGUUGAGGACACUGCUAGUAACAUUUGAUGGAUUAGCAUGGAUGCAUUCCGGAGGAGACAUGGAUCUUCAAAGUUAUGUGACCACUUUAAUAGCUUCAUGCAAUCUUGAGAACCUAUAUAUAAGUUACAGUCUUGAUAAUUGUAUUCCUUAUCGUCUCCCACUCUCACUUGAAACACGGUGUCCUACUACAGUUUGUAGCUUCAAGAAGCUCCGCUUCAGUUACUGUUACAUCAGCAAGAUACCAGGUUGGAUGAGCUCGUUUGGUAAUCUAUGGGAAUUAGAGUUCUCCAUCUAUCGUCUGAGUUCAGAAGAUGUUGCAAUCCUUGGAGCAAUACCCACUUUGGUGUUUCUCAAAGUAAAUACUUUCUACGGCAGAUAUGGGACCAUCUUCAUCCGUCGUGGCUUCACAAGUUUGAAAUCUUUCAACCUGGAGAUCAACUGCUGUGGCACUGCGUUAGAAUUUGAAGCGGGAUCAAUGCCUAAGCUUGAGCACCUCGAACUUCAAUUGAAGCCGCAUAAGGCGGAGUGCCUGAAUGGUGCUGUUUCUGACUUUGGCAUCCAGUACCUGUCCGCGCUCACCAACGUAAAGGUCAUUAUUCUUGUGCGUUCUGAAACUGCAGAGGAGGUCGUAAGCCUUGUCGAAAAAGCCGUUGGAACACUUCCCAACUACCCCGCUCUCUCAUUCUUCAGUCGAAGGUAUGACGGGAUGAACCAGAUAUCCAACAACCGUCAGACUGGCGCAGAGGAUAAAGAACAAGCAAUAGCUGGAGACACUUUCAGUUCCUUCAUGGGUCGAAUGGUUCAAGAGAUUAAUCAAGAUGCGUACGACAUGUCACGCUUGAGGAUGCAAUAG